AGUCCCGGCGGGACGCGACCCUCGCCCCCUGAGCCCCGAGGAGAGACCCGCGCUGGGGGGGAAGCCGGGGAGGCAAAUGGUGCCCAGGGCCGGUAUCACUAACAGCAACUGGAAAGGAAGUGGACGCUUUAAAAUUUGGUAUGGCCUCACAAGUCUUGGUCUAUCCACCAUAUGUUUAUCAAACCCAGUCAAGUGCCUUUUGUAGUGUGAAGAAACUCAAACUAGAACCAAGCAGUUGUGUGUACCACGAAAGAACCUACCCGCAAAUCUAUGUGAAUGGUAAAAACUUUGGAAUUUCUCCCCACAGGGUUAGUACUUUCUUUCAGACUAAAAACCCAUUUGAUAGACCUCGAGGACAGAGCUUUUGGUUGCAGUCAAAUGCCGUUGCUUUAAAAAAUACCGCAGGUGCUACAAAAGCGUUGGCAGCGUGGGCGCCGCAACCUCAACUGGAGGCCCCUGGGGCUGGGACGCGGGGAAGCCGGUCGGAUAUCCUGGAAGGAGCCCAGCGAUGUGGAUUGAAGCGUAAGAGCGAGGAGCUGGAUAACCAGAGCAGCACGAUGCAGAUCGUCGAUGAGCUGUCCAUGCUGCCUGCGAUGCUGCAGACCAGCGUGGGCAACCCGGUGACGGUGGUGACCACGGCCGCGGCUUCCAAGCAGAGCGGUACCGGCGGGGAUGGGGAUUACCAGCUGGUGCAGCACGAGGUGUUGUGCUCGGUGAAGAACACCUACGAGGUUCUCGAUUUCCUGGGACGAGGGACCUUUGGACAAGUGGUCAAGUGCUGGAAAAGGGGGACAAAUGAGAUUGUGGCAAUCAAAAUCUUGAAGAAUCAUCCUUCGUACGUGCGCCAAGGGCAAAUAGAAGUGAGCAUCUUAGCGAGACUAAGCACUGAAAAUGCCGAUGAAUUUAACUUUGUGAGAGCCUAUGAAUGCUUUCAGCAUCGUAACCAUACUUGUCUGGUUUUCGAGAUGUUGGAACAGAAUUUGUACGACUUCCUGAAGCAAAACAAAUUCAGCCCUCUGCAACUGAAAGUAAUAAGGCCUAUUCUGCAACAGGUGGCCACUGCACUGAAAAAACUAAAAAGUCUGGGUUUAAUCCAUGCUGACCUCAAACCAGAGAACAUUAUGUUGGUGGAUCCCAUUCGGCAGCCUUACCGGGUCAAAGUCAUAGACUUUGGGUCUGCCAGCCAUGUAUCAAAGACUAUUUGUUCAACUUAUUUACAAUCUCGGUAUUACAGAGCACCAGAGAUCAUACUGGGAUUGCCGUUUUGUGAAGCCAUAGACAUGUGGUCGUUAGGGUGUGUGAUUGCAGAGCUGUUCCUUGGAUGGCCACUGUACCCAGGAGCACUGGAAUAUGACCAGAUUCGUUACAUUUCACAGACUCAAGGUUUGCCAGGAGAGCAGUUGUUAAGCAUGGGAACGAAAACUUCAAGAUUUUUCUGUAGAGAAACGGAUGCACCAUAUUCUAGUUGGAGAUUAAAGACAUUGGAAGAACAUGAGGCAGAAACAGGUAUGAAGUCUAAAGAGGCCAGAAAGUAUAUUUUCAACAGUUUGGAUGAUAUAGUGCACGUGAACAUGGUGAUGGAUUUGGAAGGAAGUGACCUGUUGGCAGAGAAGGCAGAUAGGAGGGAGUUUGUCAGUCUGUUGAAGAAAAUGUUGCUUAUCGAUGCUGAUUUAAGAAUCACUCCAGCUGAGACCCUGAACCAUUCUUUUGUUACCAUGAAGCACCUCCUUGAUUUUCCUCAUAGCAACCAAGUGAAGUCCUGCUUUCAUAUCAUGGAUAUUUGCAAAUGCCGAUCAAACCUGUAUGACUUAAGCAAUUGCAAUAAAACAUCACUUAUGAGAUCAGUUGCCUCAGGCAGUGCAGCCAACCUGACUGCAAGCUUUACCAAAAUUGGUCCAGUAAGAAGUCAGGUAAAAACAAUGGCAUUGACUGCAUCUGCCCACUCAGUUGUACCCCAAGGGAUUCCACUGCAGGCGGGAACGGCUCAGUUUGGUUGCAGUGAUGUUUUCCAGCAAGCACUGAUUAUAUGUCCUCCAGCUAUCCAAGGAAUACCUACAAACCACAGCAAACCCACCAGUUUCUCCCUGAGGGUGGAUAAUGCAGUUCCACUGGUGACCCAAGCCCACGCAAUUCAGCCACUACAGAUUCGAGCAGGAAUCCUUUCUCAGCAGGCGUGGUCGAACCAGACGCAGCAGAUCCUGCUUCCCGCGUGGCAGCACGUAGCGCCAGUGGCAGCUCCAGCCACGUCUCUGGCCUCUGAUCCUGUGGCUGGCCCACAGAGGCUUGGAGACUGGGGGAAGAUGAUUACCCAGGGCACCCACUACAGCUCAAUGGUACCACAGCCUCUUCUAACACAUCAAAUAACCUUGUCUGCCCCCCAGCCUAUUAGUGUGGGCAUUGCACACGUUGUCUGGCCUCAGCCUGCAGCUACCAAGAGGAACAAACUGUGCCAGAACAGGAGCAACGCGCUACAAAACACCAACAUCCAAAAUUCUGCCUUCAUCUCUCCAAAGAUCCUCAACCUGAAGGCUGUCAAGAGAAUCAGUUGUAUAGAAGCGCAGGACAAUCUCAACUCGGAGGGCCGGGAGGGCGGCUGCUGCGAGGCGUCGGUCGGGCUGGCCCCUGCCCCCUCUGUCCCCAGCAGCGCACGGCAGGCGCUGUUCCUGGCCGGCUCCCCCAGCCCCGCCGUCAGCGUCAUCACCAUCAGCAGCGACACGGACGAGGACGACGUGGCGCGCACGCACUCGCUGAGGGAGUGUAAAGGGAGCCUGGAGUGUGAAGCCUGCCAGAACACCCUGAACAUCGACCGCGUGUGCUCUCUCAGCAGCCCCGACAGCACGCUCAGCACCAGCUCCUCGGAGCAGUCCAGCCCCUCUCCUUGCAAGAGGUCCAACAGUAUGUCAGAUGACGAACAGGAAAGUGGAUGUGAUACAGUGGAUGGCUCCCCAAGCUCAGACUCCUCAGGACACGACAGCCCCUUUGUGGAAAAUGGCUUUGUAGACAAUAACAAUAAAAAUAAAAAUAAGGAAGCAAGAGCCUCAGUUAACCCUGAAACCAAAUCAACUGUUUGCACAGUAGUGGUACCACCCAUGAGACUUGAAAACAGGUUACAUCUUGAGGAACAGAUGGCGAAUACAGUUGCUACGUGCCAGCCACUGAGAAAGGGUCGGUCUGUCCUGGGAAGAAUAAACCACUCUUCUGUGGUAGGAAACCGUCAGCAGAAACUGACAUCAGCAUUCCAUCAGCAGCAUGGAAACUUCAGUCAGGUCCAGCACUUCGGCUCGGGGCCGCAGGAGUGGAACGGGAACUUCGCCCCGCGGAGGCAGCAGCAGCAGCAGCCUUUCCUGGCGGCCGCCGUGGCCGGCCCCGCGUUCUCCCUGCCCCAGGGCAGCCCCAGCCACCUGCCGGGGAGCUCCCACCUGGGCGGGCAGCCCGCCAUCCUGCCCUACGCGUCGCCGGCGCCGCUGGGCGCCGCCGCGCCCGUCGCGCACCUCCUCGCCUCGCCCUGCGCCUCCAGACCUCUGUUGCAGCACCCGAGCUACAGCCUGAGCCACGCCGGCGGGAUGGUGCACCAAGUGCCGGUGGGCAUCAACCCCCGCCUGCUGCCCUCCCCCACCGUGCACCAGACUCAGUACAAGCCCGUCUUCGCGCCCCACUCGUACGUCGCCGCGUCGCCCGCCGCGUACGCGGGCUUCCCGCUGAGCCCCACGAAACUCAGCCAGUACCCGUUCAUGUGAGAGCUCGGCCUGCUGAGCGAGCUCGAGGACGCGGGAGUUCGGUUUAAGAAGGAACGUGGUGUUUAUUACGUAUUAGCCAUGGCACAACAGGAAAAUUAUUUUUUUUUUUGAAUCGUGUAGACUUGGGUGCAAUUUAAACAACUCUGAGCUUUAAGAAAAAACUCACUUUUAAUGUGUUUUGCACAUUUGGUAUAACUUGUCUUUGGUCAUGUUAUCUUCUUAUAUAGUAACUUUAGACAGGUGACUUAUGGGAGCAGAAAUCUGGUUUUGCUCCUGCUAUUUUUUAUAAAAUUGCCUUCUAACUAGUGCAAGACACGUCUACGUUUGGGAAGCCAUUCAGUGUACAGAACUAGAGCAACAGAUGCACAUGUGUCAGCAGUACAGUGUAGAAGUAACUCGUUUGUGUUGCAUAUCUUGGUGUUUAAAUGUUGAGUCACUUAUCUAAAAGUUGAGCUGUUGUUCUUCACAUUGCAUGUGUCUUUUGCAUGGGCGAAGGAAAGGCCUAAACAUUGCUCUUAAAUGUUGUUGUCCUAAUAAUCUCAGCUGCAUUGUAAACUGUUCCCACACAUAGUGCCUUAAAUAUUUGAGGUUGUUAAUGUUAUUACUUAUAUAUAAAUGUUGAGGACUGCAGCACUUAAAAAUUCAGAUCUGCUGAUUUUUUGAUAGCGUGAUGCUCAUUUUGGGUUUUGUGUGGUAUUAUUUUAGUAUUGGGUGUAUUUUCCUGAUUGAGAAGGCAGCAUCUUUUGCUGUAGCCGAAUUUUGCUGUCUUUCCCCCCGUUCCCCUCCCCCCCAGAAUGAUCUAGCUUCAAGACAGGACUUUAGUAGUGCUUAAGGAAAGCUGAUUCAGUAGCUAUUGAGUAGUGACACACAAGACAGUAUUUCAUACUGGUAAAUGGAACUGCAAUACAACCUGAGUAGUUUAUUUUAAAAGUGUUUGUCUAAUUGGAUAUAAUAAAAUGUUUAGAGGUGAGGUAGGCAUGACUGACUAGCUAAUGAAAGGACAAGCCAAGUGCUCAUUGAUCCAUGAUGUGGUUUCAUCUUAGCUUGAGCAAACCGUGCAGUAUUUAAUAACUAGUAGCAGAAUAUUUACUGUUGAAGCUUGAAAAAGAUGUGAGUUCUUUGUGUGCAAUCUUUCAUUUAUGCAUGGGAGAGAUUUUAAUCUUUUUACAUGAAUAGUAUUUGUUUUUAGCCUGUUGUGGGUGUUUGCUUAUUUAAUACAUUCCGUCAGGGACGUAAAUUACAUGCUUUUUGCAUCUUUUUUUUUUUUUUUUUUUUUUUCUCCUUAGGAAGUGUGUCUUUUUGUUUUUUUGUUCUGUUCGAAUGAAGUUGCUUUUGCAGCACCAAAGACUUAAUCAUCCAUUUCCUAUAAAAGGUAGCUACUUUUUCAUAGACCUCAAGUAUACUGUAGUGUAGAGAUGGGAUUUACAGAAGGUAUUAAGCUGAGGCUGUGUUUUAGCUUAUGGGCAAGUAAUAAAUUGUAUCAUUUAUCUUGAAUGUAUCAUAGAUAAGCUGCUAUAUAAUGAUUGCCACUUCAGAUAGCUGUGAAAUUAGGUGAUUAACUAGUUCUUUCUUAGCUUUCUAAUUUCUGUACAAGUCUAAUUACAUGAAAUAGAAGCUGGGUUUUGGGUUUGGUUUUUUUGUUUGGGUUGGUUUUUUUGUUUUGUUUUGUUUUUGUUUUUUUUUUAAAUUUUGUUUUCAUGUUUGAAGUGUCGUAACUACUAUACUGUAAAUGAUGGAAGAUGAUUGCAUAUGUUUUUAUUGGGGUGUGUUAUUUGCAUCAGUAUUUUAUCUCCAUUAACUUUGAGCUCAUCACUGCAUAUAAGUGGAUGUAUUAAUGUAACUUAAUUUUUUUAUGUUUUCAUAUUGGCAUUGUGUAGACACUUAAGAAGCUGCAUCUUGCAGGCUUGACUUAACUUUUUUUAAAACAAAAUCUGGAAUACAAUCCUUGCAACGUUGACUGGAAUAAGAGUGCAAAGCAUUUGAGUUUAACUCUGUCAAUAAGCUAAUAACUGGUAAUCUUUUUCUUUACUCCACUAACACAAGCAGUGUUUUAUUUAAUGAAUGUCUGAAUGAAAUAAAUGUGCCUACAUUUGAUUUAUUUUUUAAGUAAUAACUAAAAUACAACAGUAUUAGAUCAUAAAAAAAGAAAAUACCAGCAGUACAUUUUUAAUCACGCUGAAAAUUAAGAAACCUAACUUUUCCCAGAAGUUUCGAUGUUUUUAGUAAUCAACUCUAUGCAUUUUGUACAAGUGUGUGUGUAUAUAAAGUAUACAUUAGCAACUAGGAAUAUCCUGAUGAAUUUGAAAUCUUACCAACACUUAUGUAAAGCGUAAACAUAGGGAGUCAAAUUGGAUGUCCACCUUUACCACUUCCAACUCGUGCUGUGUGGUCCAGCAGGCAGUUUUCUGUUCACUCCCUUUUUUUGGUGCUCACUCCAUUGCAGGCAAUGGGACACACCAAGAACCACCAAUGCAAACGGAGCACAUCGAUUUUUUGUAUCGUGAUAACAAAAGGAAAAAAAAAAAAAAAAAAACCUGCUUUUUUUUCUUCUUCUUUUCCUGGGGCCAUGGGGAUCAUCAUGGGUCUGAUGUAUUUUCUGUACUGUCUUUUUACUGUGCUUAAGGUCUGGAGCUGACGUGCUUGUUAAAUCGACACUCUGUAUCACCACAGUAUCCUGCCAUAUGCAGGAAAAGGUUGCUGUAAAUGUGCCCCAAAUUAGAUCUGCUGCUCUUUCUAUGUGUUGUAAUCAUAGAAAUGUCUGCAUUUCAAAGAAUGAAAUAUUUGGGAUCCUGCCACAGCUUAAAUUCAACACACAGGGUGACUUUCCCCCCUCCUCCCACAAUAUACUCUGAGAGAACGGACUCCUGUCACUGCAAGUGUCUGGAGCCCAUCUGCAGAAAAAAAAAAAGCUUUCAGGGCGAGGGCUUUUUCUGUGAAAAUAUCAUCCUCUGAGAAGCAUUUUUACAUGAUACCAUUUUAAUGCCUUUUUUAAAUAAAACACUGCAUGACUAUGGAAUUGCAUAUCUGCAUCUUACUUUAAUUUGCAAGGUUUUAUAUGAAUUUCUUGUGUUCGGUUUUUAACUUCAGGGUGUUUUAUUGGUCAAAUAUGCUACUGUAUUAACUCUUUUGUUUUGUUUUAAUUUUUAAAUUUUCUGUUUUUACUGCUAAUUAACGUGGUUUGUGUUAAGUGAAAGUUAAAUCACACUGCAAGCUGUAGGAAGACUUGUUCUAGAAACACCCAGUAAUAGAGACUUGAUUAAUGAGGUUGAACUGUUACUGUUUAACAAUUUGUAGACUUGUGGCUUUUUUUUUUUUUUUCUUUUUUUGCUUUGGAUUUCUCUGCUACACUAGUUUGCCAUGUAGCAAUUGCACUGUGCAAUAUUACAAUAUGAGGACUGGGAAAAUUUUUUUAUGGAUGUAAUGUCUCUUACAGUUUGCGAUAGUAUUUCUUUCUAGUUCUCAGUGAUUUAAAUGUGACCAAGCCUUCUGUACUUUGUCACAAAAAGCGGGUUUUCCAGGUGACUAUUUUGGUGAGUGUCAAAAUAAGAAUUUAUGGUGUAUUACUGUCAAGAUUCACUUUGAAUUAAAAUAUAUAUUGCAGCAGAUGA
This is a messenger RNA of Hirundo rustica (Barn swallow), 7345 nucleotides long. RefSeq names its product homeodomain interacting protein kinase 3 (gene HIPK3). Gene Ontology annotation, biological process: peptidyl-threonine phosphorylation; peptidyl-serine phosphorylation. The transcript has 16 exons. The record is from RefSeq and is a predicted model, not a curated record. The coding region runs from base 141 to 3737 and encodes 1198 amino acids. Gene Ontology annotation, molecular function: protein tyrosine kinase activity; ATP binding; protein serine/threonine kinase activity. NCBI's taxonomy places the organism in Eukaryota, Metazoa, Chordata, Aves, Passeriformes, Hirundinidae. Gene Ontology annotation, cellular component: nucleus; PML body; cytoplasm.